AUGUUCAGCACUGGCUUCAAAGCAGAUCGCCUUCGGGUCAACUUGCAAUUGGUUGCCAGCCGCCUAAAACUCCUGGAAAAAAAGAAAAUGGAGCAGGCCCAGAAAGCAAGGAAGGAGAUUGCUGACUAUCUGGCUGCCGGGAAGGAGGAACGCGCUCGGAUCCGAGUGGAGCACAUUAUCCGGGAAGACUACCUCAUGGAGGCCAUGGAGAUCCUGGAGCUGUACUGCGACCUGCUGCUGGCUCGGUUUAGCUUGAUCCAGGCCACCAAGGAACUGGAUUCUGGUCUGGCUGAAUCUGUAUCUACUCUGAUUUGGGCUGCUCCUCGACUCCAGUCAGAAGUGCCAGAGCUGAAAAUAGUAUCUAACCAACUGUGUGCAAAGUAUAGUCAAGAAUAUGGUCAAUUGUGUCGAACCAGUGAGAUUGGAACUGUCAACUCUCAGCUAAUGUGUAAAUUAAAUGUGGACACUCUACCCCAUGUCCUAGUGGAAAAAUAUCUGACAGAGAUUGCUAAGAACUAUAAUGUGCCGUAUAAACCCCCCGUUACGUGCUUAACUUCUGCUGACUACCAGACGGCCCUUUUUGUCAGCAAAGAAAUAGGAUGA
Molecule: messenger RNA, 603 nt
Organism: Elephantulus edwardii (Cape elephant shrew)
Lineage: Eukaryota; Metazoa; Chordata; Mammalia; Macroscelidea; Macroscelididae
Product: IST1 homolog
Exons: 6
Coding region: 1-603 (200 amino acids)
Biological process (GO): protein transport
Source: RefSeq, a predicted model, not a curated record